UGGAGCAUUUAAAAAAAUAAUUGCUUUAGCUUAUCAGGACGGUAUUCUAUUUCAACUACUAGUAGUCCUUCUUGAUCUUUUUGAUCGCUGCUGGACCGUUGUCGUCGCUCUGAACUCCGUUGUCGCCUGGUGAUGUCCCACACAGAGGCUCGCCAGAUCCACAGCGUUGCGUCGUAGGCGUGUGAUUUCUCUGUCCGUUGUCGCCGAUAUCAUGUACGCCGCUACCCUGGCUAGGCGCCUGCUCAAAACAGCACUGCACCGUGCGGUUCCGGUGCGAGCAGCACACUCGCCAACAUUUUCCAUUGCCACACAGUGGGAUGGCACGCCACUGCCUGCCAAGGAUCAUGUCAAGCUGUCCGUCUGCAGUCAGUCAGCCGCACCGCACUCCAUCGUGUUGAAGGUCGAGGCACCGUUUUACGACGACCCCGCACCACCCGCACCGUCUGGCUCGGCGUGCGAUCAGCUAUGGGACUAUGAAGUCGUGGAGGCUUUCUUUCUUGGGCCGGAAGAGAAGUACUUGGAAGUUGAGCUCUGCCCGCUUGGACAGCACUUGAUUCUGACCCUGGAAGGUGUUCGCUGCAUAAAGAAGCACAUGCUGCCUCUGGAGUUCACCGCCAACGUUGAUAAGUCCGGUGGCCGGUGGACUGGCGAGGCGCUCAUUCCGCUCGAGUACUUCCCGCCCAGUGUGACGCACUUCAACGCGUACGCCAUUCACGGAACGGGCGAUGACCGCGUCUACUCCAGCCUCUAUCCGGCUGCUGCCGGCCAGUUUGAACAGCCGGAUUUCCAUCGCUUGCAGUUUUUCAAGGAAGUGGAUUUCUCCGCCGUUUGUAAUCGGCCACUGCCCGCAGCGUCAGGAAGCUCGAAGUUUUGGUGAAGCCAGGUCGGCUGGCCCUGAUGCUGCCGGUUGAUCAACUUUGCGGCGACUCAUGGAAUGUUAGUGUGUGUGUGUUUGUGUGUGUGUGUGUUUGUGUGUGUGUGUGUGUGUGUGUGUGUGUGUGUGUGUGUGUGUGUGUGUGUGUGUGUGCAUGCGGGUGUGCAUAGUAGGGCAGUGCUGUGCCUGUAGCCCUUGCCAUUCUAUUGCAUCAUCGAACUCACUGGAUGCAUUUACAAGUGACUUGCGAUGCCUGGUUACUACUUCGAAGUAACUAAUGUCGCUGCAGGAAUGGAGCCUGUUGACACCGCUGAGUCCAUCCAUCUCACUCAACCCUGGCCGUCAAGUUGUCUGAGUUAGCACGGUGUCACCGCUGCUAGCAGAGCCAGGCCAUUGAACCAUGAAUGGGGGACAGAAUUACUAAAUGCUACACUGACUGUGAGAAUGAUACUAUCUCCUGUUUUUAGUGCCUAUUCUUAUAACGUGCUGUAGAGGAGGUCACAUGGCCGUGCCGUCGACCUCCUGCCAGUAUCAUUGACUGGCUCGCUUUCCAGAUCUGCAGGCAGUGAGGUUUUUUUUGCGUGACUUCAAUAUACUGUUGUUCCCAGCGUAGGAAUGGCUUGGAAUUAUUGCGGACUCUUCUUACGUGCUUUAUGAAAAACAAUUACUCAGUGUGCGCAUUUGUAAAUUAUAAUGCUGAGCGAUUAUCUCCUUGUUUUUUUUUGUUUUCGGUUUUUUUUAAUGAUAAAACCUCUUUUACAGGCAAACAAAACACAAUUUUGGUGGAGGAGUAUCUUUUUCUGAUUUAAUAGUAUAAAAAAGAAAUCUUGCCAUCGCAAUUUUCUGGCAAGAUCUUUUUUUCUUUUCUUAUGUUGCAAUUUGAACUCAGAGCAAAGAUUUUCUUUAUUCAGUAGGUAAUAGUGCUGCAUCUCUGUCUCUAUCUGUCUGUCUGUCUGUCUGUCUCCAAAUGGAAUUGCACACCAAAUGCUGGUCAUAGGUGAUGGAGUUAUUCUGAAAAUCAAUUGUACAGCUGUAUUAGGCAAGCUUGUGUUAAUUCAACGGUGUGCCCAUACACGAUUUUCUGCUGGCAUUCUCCCCUCUAUCAUUCACCAGUUUGUUCUACUUUU
Molecule: messenger RNA, 2001 nt
Organism: Sycon ciliatum
Lineage: Eukaryota; Metazoa; Porifera; Calcarea; Leucosolenida; Sycettidae
Product: UPF0462 protein C4orf33 homolog
Exons: 7
Coding region: 212-877 (221 amino acids)
Source: RefSeq, a predicted model, not a curated record